Molecule: messenger RNA, 375 nt
Organism: Fomitopsis serialis
Lineage: Eukaryota; Fungi; Basidiomycota; Agaricomycetes; Polyporales; Fomitopsidaceae
Product: ribonuclease T1
Exons: 5
Coding region: 1-375 (124 amino acids)
Molecular function (GO): RNA binding; RNA nuclease activity
Source: RefSeq, a predicted model, not a curated record
AUGAAGUUCUCUGCAGCCUGCGUUAUCAUCUCUGCGCUCUUGGUCGGUUGCCAGGCGGCUGGUCUGAUUGUAAAGCGUCAAUCCAGCGGAUGCACCUGUGGUGAUAACUCAUACACCUCUGAUGAUGUCAAGGACGCCAUCAAGGCUGCAGACGACGGAGGUUCUGGGGAUUACCCUCAUCAAUAUCAUGACUACGAGGGCUUCGACUUUCCUUCAUGCAGCGGGACAUUCUACGAGUACCCACUCGAGUCCGGGAAUACCUACGACGGCGGUAGCCCAGGCGCCGAUCGUGUCAUCUACGACGAUGACGGUGACUUCUGCGCAUGCCUCACCCAUACCGGUGCUUCCAGUAAGAACGGAUUCGUGGAAUGUUAG